CUCUAGUCGACGAAUGUUAAAAUUAACCCGGCACGUGGAUGAAACUUUGGAGCGUGUCUUUACGGUCUCUGGAGCAGCGAGAAUAGCGUAGCUUGCUUUAAAGGGCCGCUCUCAUUCUACCAGGGAGCCGGCGGCGAGCGUGGACCACGAUCUCCAAAACAACAGCAUUGUUAUUCCGGGUAUGGCCGGUGAACAAGAUUGGGCACUCUGUCUCUGGAAACUCCAGCACGUUACCUAAAACAGGGAAUGGGUGAGUGGAGGCUUUGACGAGAUAAAGCUCCUUCGGAAAUAAAUAUAUAGCAUUCAAGAUUCAGAUGGACAUAUUGCUGGCUAUAAAAUUACAUAAAGUAAACUAUAUAGACAUGAUAUAGACGCGUCUGAAGCCCGGCAAGGCGAAAUGAUACUUGUAUCCGUAAUAAUCCUGUCACAGAAUGCUCCGGUAUUGAGGAUUUUUAUGAGAUGCCUUUCUGAAAAUCGCAUGGGACGCAGUUUGCAUUAUCAUUGAACAAAGUAUCUGCAACUUUCAGAUUUCUGGCGAGUGAUUGGAGUUUUGCUCUAACACAGUCUUUCUCUAGAGGUGGAGGCGUUCCCGCGGGCUUAUUCUAAUUGGAUUCAGCAAGAACCUCCGUCAUACUUCGCAAGAAGUCUGUGGCAUGUCUUUAAAUAAAGUCGACCCUUGAGAAAACGAGCACUCUGUUAUGCCAGAAGCGGGCAAAACCUGUGCCUUUAUCGAAUUGAUUGAUAUAAAUUGACUAGAGAGAGAGAGAGAGAGAGAGAGAAAGGGGGAGUGAGCAAAAUAAGAGAGAGUGGAGUUGCAGAUAGACACUGUGCAAGAUCUAGAAAAUUAAAGGCAGGAGAAGUGUACUGUGGGGGAAAGAGCGUGAGUGUGAAAGUGAGAAAGUCGAGCGAUGGCGAACCCGUAAGAGAGACGGAGAAAGAGAGUGAAAAGAUGGAGAGGGAGAGAGAGCAAGAAAGAAAGAGUGAAAAAGAAGGGACCGGAGAGAAAUAUUAAGUAUCGGAAAACUGAAAAAUACUUUCUUGCUGAUCUUCGCGACUUCAGCACCGCGAGCCAAGGACAGCUCCCUUCCCUUUGACUGAAACCACCCAGUGUCGAAAAUGUGACAACGGACAAUUCAGCACCACAAGUACAGGACAGCUUCCCGACCUGAGAACAGCGUGUGCAAGAUCUUCCAUUUAUUGCAGAUCUUCCAUUCAUUUCUCCUAAGUACCCUCUAUAUCUCUCGUUCCCCUUUCCCCUGACUCUCAGUCCGAAGAAGGGUCUCGACCCGAAACAUCAGCUAUUCAUUUUCUCCAGAGAUGCUGCCUGACCCGAUGCGUUACUCUAGCCUUCUGUGUCUGUCUUCGGUUUAAACAUCUGCGGUUCAACCCUAAACAGAUUUGGAAACUGCUACAUCUGAUGAGGCGUUAUUAACGUGUCAGUGUACACCCAUUAUAAAUAAUAUUUCAAAAUGUUAUAAUUUUAUAACAUUGAAAUCUUCGAACUACCCACCAAUUUGUGCGUUAAACUCCGCUCCUCUUGCAUUUCUUUCUCUACCGGCAGGUUGCAGUGCUCAGAGUGGGAGAUCUAGACCAAGUGUGCGGAUAUCACGAAUCUCCACCGCACUGACCGAGUACGGAGCGAGUUAGCUAGGUAUUUCAAGACAUUGUGGAGAGAACAAAUUUUAUUUCCCUCGGAAGGUUGAGGAGACCUUCUCACCAUGGCGAGCGGACUAGACCCCAACAACAGUCUCCUCACCCCGGACAUGUCCAUUCAGAACAACUUUACCGAGGAGACUGUCUAUCUUGACGCUGUAUUUCUCGCGAUUAGGUGCUUCGUCCCACCCAUUUACCUGUUGAUCAUCACCGUGGGCUUGCUGGGGAACAUCGCUUUGGUUAAGGUAUUUGUGUCCAACAGCGCCAUGCGAAGUGCACCCAACAUUUUCAUUUCCAGCUUGGCGGCCGGCGACCUGCUUCUCUUGGUGACCUGCGUUCCAGUGGACGCUGCGAGGUACUUUUUCGAGGAAUGGGUCUUCGGCACAGUCGCUUGUAAACUCAUCCCCCUUAUCCAGCUCACAUCGGUGGGAGUGUCCGUGUUCACACUAACCGCCCUCAGCGCCGACAGGUACAAAGCCAUUGUGAACCCCAUGGACAUCCAGGAGUCCAGUGCUGUCCUCCACACCUGCCUGAAGGCAGUCACAAUAUGGCUGAUCUCUGUGGUCCUUGCCAUCCCGGAGGCCGUGUACUCACAGGUGGUACAACACCACAACGGCAACAACAUGAGCUUCAGCGCCUGUGUGCCUUACCCACUCUCCGACAAGCUGCACCCCAAGAUCCACUCCGUUCUGAUAUUUCUGGUCUACUAUCUCAUCCCCCUCGCUAUCAUCAGCAUCUACUACCUGCACAUCGCCCGCACCCUGAUCAAGAGCGCGCACAACAUGCCCGGAGAAAGCAGCGAACACGCCAAGCGGCAGAUGGAAACCCGGAAGCGCCUCGCCAAGAUCGUGCUGGUGUUCGUUGGCCUAUUUGCAAUGUGCUGGUUCCCUAACCAUGUGCUCUACAUGUACCGCUCCUUCCACUAUGGCCAGAUCGACCCUUCCCUCGGGCACCUCCUGAUCACUGUGCUGGGCCGGGUGCUGAGCUUCUGUAACUCCUGCGUCAAUCCUUUCGCCCUGUACCUGCUGAGCGAGUCUUUCCGGAGACACUUCAACAGCCACCUGCGGUGUAAAGGGCAGCACCGGCGGUCCGGGUCCACCAGUUACUUCCAGAGCACCUCUGCCUUGCGCAUGACGUCAGUGAGAAGCAGCAACAGGAACACCAUUGCCAAUGGUCACAGCCUCAAACAAGAGUCAGUAGCCUGAACCGCAACAUACUGUACCUUCUUCACCAUCCACUGUCAUGAGGCAAGUUUACCCCACUCCCUCAUGCACUAUUUUCCACAGCCAAAAGGAGAAAUGGAAGAGAAAUAAACCAGCAGAUUCCCCUCUCACCCUCCCAAUCCAAGCCAGACCGAAGACUUGCAUGCUUUCACCAUCGCUGCAAGAUUCUUUGUAAACCAGGUUUAAAUCUCAGGCCUGUUCUCUGUGGAUCUGGAGGUGACUGAAAAUACUGUGUAAACACAGUCAUUCUUGCUCCAAGCCUGUCCCACAAUGUUGGCUAUAGAGUGAGAGUAAUAGUCACAUAGCGUGGAAACAGACUCUUCAACUCAGCUUAUUCAUGCUGACCAAGAAGCCUAUCUAAGCUUGUUCUAUUUGGCUGCACUCAGCCCAUAUUCCUCUAAAUCUUUCCUAUCUCCGUACCUGUCAAAAUGUCUUUUGGAUGUUGUAAUUGUAUCUGCCUCUACGACUUUCUCUGGCAGCUCAUUCCACACACCUACUACCCUGACGAAACCUGCUCCUCAGAUCCCCUUUUAAAUAUUUUCACUCUCACCUUGAAACUAUUCCCUUUCGUUUUAGAUUCCUCUAGGCAGGAAAAGAGACAGUGAGCAUUUCUCCAAUCUUUAAUUUCAUGAUUUUAUAUACAAUACAUACAAAAGGUACAUUAAUUCUCAUUCACUUCAGGAAAAAAUUCCCAAAAUAUCUAGUCUCUCCAUAUAACUGAAGCCUAUCAGUCCCAGCAAUAUGCUUGCAAUUGCUUUCUACACUUUCACCAGCUCAAUCACAUCCUUCCUUUGGUGUGGUGACAGGAUCCUGUCUGUGGAUAACUUUCCCUGUGGUAGCUUGGACCAUUCUCCAGUGUCCUAUUGUCACGGUUUGAUUGGAUCUAGUUGGUUAGAGAGUCAUAGAGUCAUAGAAUGAUAUAGUGUGGAAACAGGCCCUUUGGCCCAACUUGCCCACACCGGCCAACAUGUUCCAGCUACACUAGUCCCAGCUGCCAGUGGUCCAUAACUCUCCAAACCAAUCCUAUCCAUGUACCUAUCUAACUGUUUCUUAAAUGUUGGGAUGGUCCCUGCCCCAACUACCUCCUCUGGCAGCUUGUUCCAUAUACCCACCACCCUUUGUGUGAAUAAGUUACCCCUCAGAUUCCUAUUAAAUCUUUUCCCCUUUACCUUAAACCUCUGUCCUCUGGUCCUCUAUUCACCUACUCUGGGCAAGACACUCUGUGUACCUACCCAAUCUAUGGCUCUCAUGAUUUUAACAUUGACCUUAGCCUGACCUUCUCUCUGUAGUGCCUUCUUUAUCUGACAUAGAUCAAGAAGGUCCCCUAUCAGUUGUUGCUUCGUCUCAGGCUUGGUUUUAUGAUGCAACAGUUUCAGAGUCUCCCACUACUCCUUCAAUUUCUGAAAGCCAUUGAGUCAUAGUCGUAGAGUCAUAGAGUCAUAGGGUCAUAUAGUGUGGAAAUAGGCACUUUGGCCCAACUUGCCCACACCAACCAACAUAUCCCGUCUAUACUAGUCCCACCUGUCUGUAUUUGGCCCAUAUCUCUCUAAACCGGCCCUGUCCAUGUACCUGUCCAAAUGUUUAUUGAGUACCUUUCUCUAUGUCAAUGAUUUGGAUGAGAACCUACUUGGCAAGGUUAGCAAGUUUUCAGAUAACACAAAGAUGGGUGAUAUUGUAGAUAGUGAAGAUGGUUGUCAAAAAUUGCAGCAGGAUCUUGGACAGGUGUGCUGAGGAAUGUUUGGUGGAAUUUAAUUCAGAGAUAUGUGAUGUAUUACAUUUUGGGAGCAUUAACAUUGACAGAACCUUCACAGUGAAUGGUAAGGCUCUGGGGAGUGUUGGAGAGCAGAAGGAUCUAGGAGUACAGGUACAUAGUUUGUUGAAAGUGGCAACACAGGUAGAUACAGUGGUCAAAAGGCUUUUGGCACCUUGACCUUCAUCAGUCAGAGCAUUGAGUGUGGAAGAUGGGAGAUCAUGUUGCAAUUGUUUAAGACAUUGGUGAGGCCGCAUUUAGAAUAUUGUGUUCAGUGGUGGGCACCAUGUUAUAGGAAUGAUAUUGUGAAGCUUGAAACGGUUCAGAAAAUAUUUACGAUGAUGUUGCCAGGAAAGAUGUAGUCAUGCUGGAAAGGGUGUAGAGAUUGACAAAGCUGUUUCCAGAACUUGAAGGCCUGAGCUAUGAGUAGAGGUUGAGUACGCUGGGACUAUUCCUUGGAGUGCAAGAGGAUGAGGGGUGAUCUUAUAGAGGUGUUACAUUUUGGGAGCAUAAAUAGGGACAGUGAAUGGUAAGGCUCUGGGGAGUGUUGAAGAGCAGAGGGAUCUAGGAGUACAGGUACAUAGUUCGUUGAAAGUGGCAUCACAGAUAGAUACAGUGGUCAAAAGGCUUUUGGCACCUUGACUUCAUUAGUCAGAGCAGAUUCGGUAGAUGCACAGAGUCUCUUGUCCAGAGUAGGGAAAUCGAGAACCAGAGGACAUAGGUUUAAGGUGAGGGGUGGAAUGAUUUAAUAAGAAUCUGAGGGGUAACUUUUACACGCAAAGGGUGGUAGGUGUAUGGAAUGAGCUGCCAGAGGAUGUAGUUGAGGCAGGUGCUAUUGCAACAUUUAAGAAUCAUUUAGACAGGUACAUGGAUAGGACAGGUUUAGAGGGAUAUGGGCCAAAUACAGGUAGGUGGGACAAGUGUAGAUGGGACAUGUUGGCUGGUGUAAGCAAGUUGGGCUGAAGGGUUUUUCCAUGCUGUAAAACUCCCUGACUCUAUGACCUCAACUACCCCCUCCGGCAACUUGUUCCAUACACCCGCCACCCUUUGUGUAGAAAAGGUACCCCUCAGGUUCA
Molecule: messenger RNA, 5702 nt
Organism: Leucoraja erinaceus (little skate)
Lineage: Eukaryota; Metazoa; Chordata; Chondrichthyes; Rajiformes; Rajidae
Gene: nmbr
Product: neuromedin B receptor
Exons: 3
Coding region: 1719-2858 (379 amino acids)
Biological process (GO): G protein-coupled receptor signaling pathway
Cellular component (GO): membrane
Molecular function (GO): G protein-coupled peptide receptor activity
Source: RefSeq, a predicted model, not a curated record